Molecule: messenger RNA, 729 nt
Organism: Malus domestica (apple)
Lineage: Eukaryota; Viridiplantae; Streptophyta; Magnoliopsida; Rosales; Rosaceae
Product: translocator protein homolog
Cellular component (GO): membrane
Source: RefSeq, a predicted model, not a curated record
UUAUUCCGACCACCUCAAGCAACGCAGGACAGAGGAUCCUGCCGCCGCUGCCGCUACUGGGCCCGCUGCCGGGAAGAAGAGCGGUUACAGAAGCAGAAAGGACGCGGCCUUAGGUCCUUAGCCGUGGCCGUCGCAAUUCCCGUCUCUCUCCACCUCCUCGCUAUCUACGCAGGUUCAUCCGAUCCCUACCGCGUCGGAUCCAAGCCCUUCUGGAUCCCUCCCUUGUGGGCCCUGCGGUUAACCUGCAUGGCCUCCAGCUUCCUCAUGGGCCUGGCCGCUUGGUUAGUGUGGGCCGAAGGUGGUUUCCAUAAGAACCCGAUGGCCUUGCCCAUUUACUUGGCCCAGCUAGGGUUGAGCUUGAUUUGGGAUCCGAUUGUGUUCGGGGCGGGGGCUCCGUGGGUCGGGUUGAUCGUGUGCAUGGGGAUGUUCGGGGCGAUGAUCGGGUGUUCUCGGGUGUUUAAGGAUGUGAAUCCGGUCGCCGCCGAUCUUAUGAAGCCGAGUUUGGCAUGGGUUGCGUUUUUGGCCGUUGUAAAUCUGAAGCUUGUAUUCCACUGAAAUGUCAAUUUAAUUACUAUAAUCUUUUGUGCCUUGCAAGGUCCGUUUAGAAAUGAUAAAUUCUAUUAGAAGCACUUCCUGUAUAAGUACUUGAGCCUUUCAUGCAAGAAGCAAACAAGUGCUUCUUUUAGAAAACAAUGCAAAGUGUUUUUCCUGAUCCAUGAGUAAUUAAGA